This is a messenger RNA of Botrytis fragariae, 858 nucleotides long. RefSeq names its product putative cell surface protein. The record is from RefSeq and is a predicted model, not a curated record. Bases 1 to 858 code for a protein of 285 amino acids. The transcript has 2 exons. NCBI's taxonomy places the organism in Eukaryota, Fungi, Ascomycota, Leotiomycetes, Helotiales, Sclerotiniaceae.
AUGCAAUAUACUUCAUCAAUCCUUCUUUUGGCCUUCGCUGCCACCAAUGUUCUCGCCCACGGUGUCGUCACUGAAGUCCAGGGUGCCAACGGUGUUAACAUGCCAGCCCUCUCUGUCGCCGAUGGAACUCCUCGUGAUUGCCCAACCCCAGGUUGCGGUUCUGAGGCUGAUACUUCCAUCCUCAGAGCCAAUGAGAUGGGUACUUCCAAGGCUUCUGCUCUUGGUCGCACUGCCACUGGUCCAGUCAGCGCUGCCAAGAUGAUCUCCAUGUUCAUGGGCGGCGAUGCCAACAGCACCGCCGCUGUUGCAGCUCGUGAAAUUCACGCUGCCAGCAUGCACAGACGCUCCCUCGUUGUCCGCGCCGCUGAUGGCGGUGCCAAGACUCCAUCCGGUACUUCAGAGACCGGUGUCAAGGCCGCUAUGGGUGCCGGUGCCACAGCUGGCAUGCCAACCUGCGCUGAUGACGGAACUGUCAAGAUGACCUUCCAUCAAGUCAACCAAGAUGGUGCCGGACCAUUGACCGCAAUGGUCGACGCCACUUCCGGUGGAACUGACCCAGCUGCUUUCAAGAAGGCUGCAGUUACCCAGAACGUUCCAGGUAUCGGUAUCGGUGGUCUUUCUGCCGCUCAAACCACCGAUUUCCAAAUGGCUGUUCAAAUGCCAGCUGGUAUGACUUGCUCCGGCUCUGUCGGUGGCGCCUCCAACGUCUGUGUUGCCAAGGUCCAGAACAGCGCUCUCGCUGGUCCUUUCGGUGGAUCCGUUGCUUUCACCCAAUCCGCUGGUGCCAAGAAGCGUGCGAUCGAGUACAACCUCAGCAAGCGCCGCUUUGCCCGUGCUCUCGCUGCCGAAUCCGAGUAA